GGGUCAUUUCACGGCCCUGAAAAGUGACUUUUCCGCCGGAGCAACCUCCCAACCCUUACCCAUGACCACCCCCAUUGGUCCCCGUCGCCGCCGUACCCAAAAGUCUUCAAGCAACCUCAAGAUCACAAUCCUCUGCGGCAUUGUCACCAUCCUCGUCCUUCGCGGCACUAUUGGCGUCAACCGAUUACCUGACCCGAACGAUCAUCGUCAGCAAGAGCUUCUAAAGGAGGCAAAUCGUAUUGUCGCCGAAAUCCGAUCCGGCGCCGAUCUAGACGACGAACCCUCGCGGAUUUCCAAUACGACAUACUCUCUAGGACCUAAAAUCAGCAAUUGGGAUAAAGAUCGCGAAAUCUGGCUUAAUCAGAAUCCUAAUUUCCCUAAUUAUGUAAAUGGGAAACCUCGUAUUUUACUUGUAACAGGAUCACAGCCAAGCCCGUGCAAGAACCCAAUUGGGGAUCAUUAUCUAUUGAAAUCGAUUAAGAACAAAAUUGAUUAUUGUCGGAUUCACGGAAUGGAAAUAGUUUACAAUUUGGCACAUUUAGACACAGAGCUUUCUGGGUAUUGGGCAAAGCUUCCAUUGCUCAGGAGCUUACUCCUUGCUCAUCCGGAAGUUGAAUGGCUAUGGUGGAUGGACAGUGAUGCUUUGUUUACAGACAUGAUAUUCGAAAUCCCUGUUUCUAAGUAUGAAAAUCACAAUCUAGUCAUUCAUGGGUAUCCUAACCUAUUGUUUAAUGAGAAAUCAUGGGUUGCUUUAAACACAGGUAGUUUCUUAAUGAGGAACUGUCAAUGGUCAUUAGAUUUGCUUGAUGCUUGGGCACCAAUGGGUCCAAAGGGUAAGAUUAGAGAAGAAGCAGGGAAGAUUUUGACAGAGAAUCUCAAGGGUAGACCGUUAUUUGAGGCUGAUGAUCAAUCUGCAUUGAUAUACUUGUUAAUCAAAGAGAAAGAAGAUAAGUGGAUUAUGAAGAAGGUGUUCAUUGAGAAUUCUUAUUACUUGCAUGGAUAUUGGGAAGGGAUAGUUGAUAGGUAUGAGGAGAUGAUUGAGAAAAACAGGGCGGGAUUUGGGGACGAGAGAUGGCCAUUUGUGACACACUUUGUGGGUUGUAAACCUUGUGGAAGUUAUGGAGAUUACUCUGUUGAGAGAUGCUUGAAAGGGAUGGAAAGAGCUUUCAAUUUUGCAGAUAAUCAGGUGCUUAAUUUAUAUGGUUAUGGACAUAGAGGGUUGUUGAGUUCUAAGAUCAAGAGGAUAAGGAAUGAUACUUCUUCUAACUAGGGCUUUGGAGUUUGAUGUUAGAAAUUCAAUUCUUGGAGGGAA
Impatiens glandulifera is the source of this 1312-nucleotide messenger RNA. RefSeq names its product probable xyloglucan 6-xylosyltransferase 3. Gene Ontology annotation, cellular component: endosome; trans-Golgi network; membrane. The record is from RefSeq and is a predicted model, not a curated record. The transcript has a single exon. Gene Ontology annotation, biological process: xyloglucan biosynthetic process. Lineage: Eukaryota; Viridiplantae; Streptophyta; Magnoliopsida; Ericales; Balsaminaceae. The coding region runs from base 62 to 1270 and encodes 402 amino acids. Gene Ontology annotation, molecular function: hexosyltransferase activity.